AUGCUCUGCAGGAUCACCUUGGUUGCCUUCUCCGCCUCGGGUUGGAUCCUCUUUGCGGGCCACAACAAUUUCAACUGCAACGUCUGGGACACCCUGAAGGGCAAAAGAUUAGGUGUUCUGGCCGGCCAUGAGAACCGCGUCAGCUGUAUUGGCUUCUUUUCUGACCAAAUGCCACUUUGUGCAGGCCGCUGGGAUAGCAUGCUCAAGGUCUGGGCAUGA
Puccinia triticina is the source of this 219-nucleotide messenger RNA. RefSeq lists its product as uncharacterized. The record is from RefSeq and is a predicted model, not a curated record. Gene Ontology annotation, cellular component: heterotrimeric G-protein complex; cytoplasm. The transcript is spliced from 2 exons. Gene Ontology annotation, biological process: G protein-coupled receptor signaling pathway. Gene Ontology annotation, molecular function: signaling receptor complex adaptor activity; protein binding. Lineage: Eukaryota; Fungi; Basidiomycota; Pucciniomycetes; Pucciniales; Pucciniaceae. Bases 1 to 219 code for a protein of 72 amino acids.